CGUGACGUUCCAUUGUAGGCGUUCUAAUGUAACUGCUCGACCAUUUAAGGUGGAACGGAAAAUUAACACAGAAACUUGCGAAUAAGGAGUCAACAUAGGGCUCGUACUGGUUUCAGCACUGAAGUUAACUUUAUAACUUUAUUCUAUAUUCUCUGCAACAAAAGCACACACAGCGGUGGACUAUGCGCCAGUCGGUGGCAUGUUUAAUGAAGCCCGUUCUUCAUGGAUAUUUCAGAAGUUCUUGCUCGUGGAGGGUCCGGAUAGCCUUUGCCCUGAAGGGUAUUGAAUAUGAUCAAAAACCAGUGAACCUUAUUAAGGAUGGAGGUCUGCAGCUCACAGAUCAAUUUAAAGCAUUAAACCCAAUGCAGCAAGUUCCUGCUGUAACUAUUGAUGGCAUGACCUUGUCUCAGUCACUGGCCAUCAUCCAGUACAUUGAUGAAACUCGGCCGCAGCCCAGGCUCCUCCCUGCUGACCCGAAGCAACGGGUUCAGGUUCGCAUGAUCUGCGACCUCAUCGCCUCUGGCAUCCAACCUCUACAGAACCUUUAUGUGAUACAGAAAAUUGGGGAAGAGAAAGUACAGUGGGCCCAACAUUUCAUCAAUCGAGGAUUUGAAGCUCUGGAGCCUAUGCUGAAGCAGUCUGCGGGAACAUACUGUGUUGGGAAUGAGAUAUCCAUGGCCGACCUUUGCCUUGUGCCCCAGGUCUACAAUGCUGAAAGGUUCAAAGUGGAUGUCAACCAGUUUCCCACAAUCAAGAGACUGUAUCAGACUUUAAUGGAGCAUGAAGCCUUCAAAGUGACUCAUCCAUCCCGUCAGCCAGAUACUCCUGAUGACAUGCGGACAUAAAUGUUGGGUUCUCCUUCCAAUUCUUUUUGAACACAAGUGUUGUGACGGCCAGAGUGGUUUAUAGAUUUUACUAAAGCAACUUUCAUACAA
Astyanax mexicanus (Mexican tetra) is the source of this 935-nucleotide messenger RNA. It is a transcript of the gene gstz1, whose product is annotated as glutathione S-transferase zeta 1. Gene Ontology annotation, biological process: glutathione metabolic process; L-phenylalanine catabolic process. The coding region runs from base 183 to 845 and encodes 220 amino acids. Lineage: Eukaryota; Metazoa; Chordata; Actinopteri; Characiformes; Acestrorhamphidae. Gene Ontology annotation, cellular component: mitochondrion; cytoplasm. The record is from RefSeq and is a predicted model, not a curated record. The transcript is spliced from 9 exons. Gene Ontology annotation, molecular function: maleylacetoacetate isomerase activity; glutathione transferase activity.